ACACUUGUAAAUUGUACCACUCUUCCAUCAUCUUCUAUUAGCAUUAAUUCCUCACCAACCAAAAAUAAAAACCAAAACUUCCUCUUAGUGAAUUUCUUGAGCUUAAUUUUGUGAUCAACAAUGGCGGAGAAAGAAUCCCAGUUGAAUGGUUCCUACCCCGGCCCAUCUAUACCACCGCCGAACCAAGAAGACAAACACAAAAGCCGUGGCCGCUUUUGUUGCCUUUUUGGCUGCCUUUGGAAAACCAUAGUGGCCUUGAUUCUCAUCAUUGUCCUUGCUAUCUUCAUCUGUUGGCUUAUCCUUCAACCCAGAAUGUUCAAGGUCCAUAUCACGGAUGCCAAACUCACUCAGUUCAAUUUCACAAACAACAACAACAAUCUUCAAUACAAACUCGACCUCAACAUCACUCUCAGAAACCCCAACAAGAAGAUGGCUAUCUACUUCGACAAAAUCGAGGCCAAUGCGUUCUACGAGGGCCAGAGGUUCGAUACAGAAAAUUUGGCGAAAUGGGGUUUUAAAGUAGAACGCAAGAGUACGCAUUUUUUGAAUGCAACGUUUGCAGGUCAGCAAUGGAUGGAGCUUGGAGCUAAUGAGCUUGACUUCAAUGAGGAAAAAAGUGUUGGGGUCUAUAGCAUUUAUUUGAAGUGCUAUCUUCGUAUUAGGUUCAGGAUUGGAGAUUUCAUUGGUGGACAUCACAAGCCCAAGGUUAGGUGCGGAUUGAAAGUUCCAUUGAUUUCUAAUGGAAAUUUAUCAACAGCUCGAUUUGAGAUUACCAGGUGCGACGUCCAAUUGUUCUAAUUGCCCGAGACCAUUGUCACAUUUGAUUCAGGAUGGUGUAAUUCUUAGUAGUCUUUAUUUUAUUAUCAUGGUUUCUUCAUUGUUUUGUUAUUGUGUGUAAAAUAUGCACUUGGGUUUAAGAGAUAUAGAGCUGGUGAAUAUCAGAUUAUGUAUGCUUUCAGUCUUUAUAGGUUCUAUCUUUGUAUGAUUUUU
Molecule: messenger RNA, 990 nt
Organism: Quercus robur (English oak)
Lineage: Eukaryota; Viridiplantae; Streptophyta; Magnoliopsida; Fagales; Fagaceae
Product: NDR1/HIN1-like protein 10
Exons: 1
Coding region: 121-798 (225 amino acids)
Biological process (GO): defense response to other organism
Source: RefSeq, a predicted model, not a curated record